AUGCCAACAACCUUAAGACGAAUAAUAGAUUACACUAAUCGAACGAUUGCAAGUCCGCUAUCCAGAUACGCAGCACUAAUAUUACUGGUGGCCGUCAUCUUUGCGUUAUACUUUGUCAUAAAUCAUCAAGUAUCAAAGCCAUACGGUACCGGACCAUCGAUAAUAAGCGGAGAUGUUGCUAUCAAUUCCACCGCACAUUCACCAAACACGGCACCGUCCGAUGAUUCAGCGGCGAUGAAUGACGUUUUAAACAUCACCAAUCAAGCCACAUAUGAUCCGAACAACGGAAGUGUGAAGCAACUGGGAAACUACACAAAUCAAAUACAAGGAUUCCUCUAUGAUCGUGGUGAUGGUUGUUCCAGUAAUGUGUCGAACGUUGAGGGUGUCAUUCCCGAAAUUCCCCUACCCGCCUAUUAUCGACAAUACAGAAUUGGCUUGAUAUCCGCAGACACUUCAGGAUGCAGUAUCUCGGAAAAGAUAAGUAACUCAAUAUUCGACCGCGACAUCGGAAUCAUAUUUUGGAUGUCGAAUGAUCAAGAUUUACCCAAUGUCAACCAAACGAUACCUGUAUUCUCCGUAAACCUUAACACUUCGAUACAAUUGAAAAAUGAAUUACGAAAUUUAUACCGUCAAUUUAAUAGCGGUUCUUCCGUUUACCAAGCCCUGGGGAUAGAUAUGGUACCUUUUUACCCAAUGACGCCUAACUUUUGGUUGGUAUCAAUGAUCUCUGUGGCAGGAGUUUUGAUAUUGUCAUUCCUUGUUUCGAUAAUCUUACACGUGAGAAUCAAUCGGGAGCGAAGGCGGCGAAUAGAGAGAGCCAGAAUGCAGAGAAAUGUUGAUGAAUCAUUGGGAAUGAAAAAAUGGACAUUGGAUAAAGAGGUGGUUGAAAAAUUUCCAGUUAUCAUCUAUUCAAAAAAGAUCACACCCGCCGAGACCGAGACGGACGAAAAGAGGUCGUCGGCGGACGUGACCGAAAGCGCCAUGUUAGAAGGUAAAAACGAAGGAAAAGAGGAAACCGAUGGUAUGGAUGAUAUUGACGAAGAUGAAGAACAAUCUCGGAAUAAAUUAUCCAGAAAGGCGUCCACCCGAUCAACCAGAUCCCAACGAUCCUUAAGGGCCAUUGAUAAUGCAGCCAUAAUUUAUUCGUCACCGAACGCAGACACCACCAGUUCCGAUCACAUCUCGAACUCCGAGACCAGAGAAACUUGUGCCAUAUGUUUGGAUGAUUUCGAUGACGGCGAUGAGAUACGCGAGCUGCCCUGUCGUCAUUGGUAUCACGUGGAAUGCAUCGACCCAUGGUUGACCAUGAAGAGUAGCUCGUGUCCGUUGUGUAAAAAAGACUGCAAGCCUGAGGAUGUAGAGGGGAACACGGAAGUAAGCAUACAAGUGGUAAGAGAGAGGGAAUUAGAGGCGUCGCAAGUGGUCAAUAGUCAAAACCGGACAUCAAGUUCUUCUUCAACUUCAUCGAGGGCGAAAAGUGUAAUGCACUUCAUGAAUAACUUAUUCAGACCAAGUCAAAGAUCCCCGAGGCAACAAGAGACCGCCGACGAGAGAGGAGGUGGAAAUUCAUAUUCAGAAAUGGAGGCUGCUCAUACAUCUGGAAAUGUAUGA
Molecule: messenger RNA, 1611 nt
Organism: Acaulospora colombiana
Lineage: Eukaryota; Fungi; Glomeromycota; Glomeromycetes; Diversisporales; Acaulosporaceae
Source: the annotation of a GenBank genome assembly